Molecule: messenger RNA, 981 nt
Organism: Saccoglossus kowalevskii
Lineage: Eukaryota; Metazoa; Hemichordata; Enteropneusta; Harrimaniidae
Product: CMP-N-acetylneuraminate-poly-alpha-2,8-sialyltransferase-like
Biological process (GO): oligosaccharide metabolic process; N-glycan processing
Molecular function (GO): alpha-N-acetylneuraminate alpha-2,8-sialyltransferase activity
Source: RefSeq, a predicted model, not a curated record
AUGAGGUGCAAGAACGACGCCCGCCUUUUUUAUGGUCAGUCUGCUGCUAUUCGGACGAAAGCAAUGUAUACUGGUGAUUUCAUAGAACAACAACAGACAAUCAACUCUUUCACAAACAUCACGGGGAAUGAAAAGCAAACAGAAAACGCAACAAAACCUCUACUUAUUGGCGACAUUAUGAAAAUACGGAAGAACACAAAACAGAAAGGCAGAACCAAAAAUACACUACAAAACGGUACACAAGUAUUCAAUCUUUUCGCGCGGGGAAAUCCAUUCUCAAUUAUUGAGGAAAACAAGAAUGUGAAAUUGAUUCCACGACAGAAGACGUGUGCCGUUGUUGGUAACAGUGGAAUUCUUCUAAACAGCAGUUGUGGUGACGAGAUCAACUCCAACGACUUUGUCAUCCGGUGCAACAUUCCAGAAAUUGAAGGAUUCAGUCGUGACGUUGGCAACAAGACAAAUGUAACCAACAUUAAUCUAACCAGAGUUCAAGACAUUUAUAAGUAUGCAAAAGAAGACAGUGACUCUCCAUAUCUCAUUGACAACUUCCGGUAUCUAAAUAACACAAUACUUUGGACUCUUGGUUCGCAUCGAACAAGAAGACCUAAAAGGCUGGUAUAUUCCGUCAAAUACCUUAAGUCAAAAUUUGAUCUGAAUUUUCAAGUUGCUUACACGGAAGGUAAACAGAAUUAUACAGAGAUUCUAAGUGCAAUGAAAUUCAAAAAAUCUCCAACAGCAGGAAUGCUUACCAUUGGUGUCGCUGUAUGUCUCUGUGAUAAAGUCAGUGUAUAUGGAUUCUAUCCAUUUCCAGCUGGUCCCGAUGGCAGAUUUGUUCCCUAUCACUAUUUUGGAGAGUUUACAAAUAUUACAGCUGGGUCUUUCAAAACACGACAUGGUUACAAUCAAGAAUACUUGAUAUUGCAGAAGUGGCACCAGGAGGGACUUAUUAAUUUUGUAUCUGGUUCAUGCACAAAAGUGUGA